UUAUUGCUCGGUCACGGCUGGGCGGAUAGGGCGGAUAUCAUGACAGUUCCGGCUGCACGCUGCCUUCAAGUCUGCCACCAAGCUUCUGUCCCUGAACCUUCCACAGAGCCGGAACCUGGUUGACUCGCGCAAGCCAAGCUGACAUUCGACAGUUCUAAUGUCGAUUUAAUAACAUUGGCCCUUCCUGGCACAUGAUUGCAACCUUGCGUUACGUUCCCUCUGUCUGAGGCGCGAUUCCAUCUUUCAUCAUCAGGUUCGACUCCAGACACACGUGGUCUGCGGACGAGAGCAGAGGGCCGACCGCUCUGUGGCCGUGCUUAUAACAAUCCCUUGAGCACCGGCUUUCCCGGAUUGGGACCUGGUCACCGGAGGUUCUUGUAACUUUCUACAACAAAACGGCCGACUGCAAGCAAUUCCGGUUCUCAGCUUCAAAGUCGCCCUCACGAUGAAGCCCAUCCUCUCCGUUCUGGUUCUUGGACUCGGUGCAACUGGAGCACUCAGCGCCAACUUCAUUGCUUCCUGCGAUGAGAAGUCGGUUAAGGUCAGCGGCAGGACGCUGACCGCCAACUGCAAGAACAUCUUCGGGCAGCUGAAGUGCUCCAAGCUUGAUCUGAACAACUGUCUCAGGAACAACUACGGCAGGUUGCAGGAGGAUCCAACGGGCGCUGGACCGCACCUUGGCGACCAGUGCAUCAACUGCACUAACGGCAAGCCCGACAAUGGACUGAUUGUCGACGCUCCGCCGUCGCUCAUGUACUGUCAAUGCAAUCCUGGAACGGGUGCGGCUCAAGCCAACUGGCCGACGGCCAUUUUUGAUCUCAACACUCUCGUCGACAACAACAACGGCGUGCUAGAGUGCUACAAAAGUAGGGCUACUGCUUGCUAAGGCAUCAAGUCGCCUCUGUCUAGGUAGUGUAUUUACGCCUAUCUCUCGGCCAGCUUUGUCAUUGAGUUGUUGUAUGGCAUCUGUCCGUACGAACCAGCCUAUCCAUUCAACUACAUGAUUAGGCACCAUUUGCCGCUCUCAACG
Parathielavia appendiculata is the source of this 1030-nucleotide messenger RNA. RefSeq names its product CNVH-domain-containing protein. The transcript has 3 exons. The record is from RefSeq and is a predicted model, not a curated record. The coding region runs from base 446 to 886 and encodes 146 amino acids. NCBI's taxonomy places the organism in Eukaryota, Fungi, Ascomycota, Sordariomycetes, Sordariales, Chaetomiaceae.